Molecule: messenger RNA, 777 nt
Organism: Trypanosoma cruzi
Lineage: Eukaryota; Euglenozoa; Kinetoplastea; Trypanosomatida; Trypanosomatidae
Product: cytochrome c1, heme protein, mitochondrial precursor, putative
Exons: 1
Coding region: 1-777 (258 amino acids)
Biological process (GO): mitochondrial electron transport, ubiquinol to cytochrome c
Molecular function (GO): heme binding; electron transfer activity
Source: RefSeq, a predicted model, not a curated record
AUGGCUGGGAAGAAAGCUCAUCCCAUCAAACGGGAUUGGUACUGGAAUCACAAUGACCGCUUUGAGAUUUGGCAUAGUCUUGACUGGCCUUCUGUUCGUCGUGGGCGCCAGAUCUACACGGAGGUCUUUGCUCCAUGUCAUCCUUUGGGCCGCAUGACUUUCACUCAUUUUCAGGGGUUCAUGACACGCGAGGAAAUCAAAAAGCUGGCAUCGCAAUAUGAGGUGAUCGAUUCCGAGCCCGAUGCCGAGGGGAUGUUGAACCCGCGCCCGGGCAAACCAACAGACACGCUUCCUAUACCCUUUCCAAACCAGCGUGCCGCCCAAUUCGCGAAUAACGGUUCGGAGCCGCCGGAUUUGCAGCAUUCUGUCUUUGGCAAGGAGGGCGGACCAGACUACAUCUUUUCCCUCAUCACGGGCUACAACUGGGGCAACGGCGAGCUCUUGGAUGUCCCUCCGUUCGCCCCGGAACUGAAGCCCGGGCAGUUCUGGAAUCCCUACUUCAAGGACUGUGUUCUCUCCAUGCCGCCCCCGCUGUCGGACGGCAUGGUAGACUACGAGGAUGGCACUCCGGCGACGACAAGUCAAAUGGCAAAGGAUGUGGUGAACUUCCUGCGCUGGUCUGCUGAAUCCGAGUACGAUGACCGGCGUGUCAUGUUCUGGAAGGCAUUCACAACGCUCGGACUUGUGAAUUGUAUUCUUUUGCACUACGGUCAGAAGAACACUAACUGGCGUAUUUACGGCCGCACAACAUUCCGCUACUGGAAAAAGACGUGGUAA